Messenger RNA from Phytophthora nicotianae INRA-310, 225 nucleotides. RefSeq lists its product as hypothetical. Gene Ontology annotation, molecular function: nucleic acid binding; zinc ion binding. The transcript has a single exon. The record is from RefSeq and is a predicted model, not a curated record. Bases 1 to 225 code for a protein of 74 amino acids. Lineage: Eukaryota; Oomycota; Peronosporomycetes; Peronosporales; Peronosporaceae.
AUGUCAGCCGGCGAUCGGCUGUCUGCUCCAGGGCCCAUGGAGAUCAACGCUAUUGAGGCGUCGGGUGCUCACCCGCGUUCGGGCUAUCGGCGGAACAAUCGUCCACUGACUUGCUUCCGUUGCCGGAAGAUUGGACAUCGCGCGGCAGAGUGUCGUGCGCCGGCUCCGGUGCUCGCCCACCUUGAUGUGGACGAUUGCCUGGCCGCUCAACCAAAAAACGGUUAG